Molecule: messenger RNA, 1676 nt
Organism: Pseudo-nitzschia multistriata
Lineage: Eukaryota; Bacillariophyta; Bacillariophyceae; Bacillariales; Bacillariaceae
Source: the annotation of a GenBank genome assembly
CUGCGUUCAUCCCCCCGUGGAGGUCACACAUUCCACCGCAUUGACAGAAUACAGGAAAGGAAAAAAUGGCAAAGACUACCAAAUUGGUGUCCGACCUCAAGGCCAUCGGUGAGUCUCUCACCAAGGAGACUCUGAAGGACGGCAUUCCGUCCCCGGCCCGGUGCUCCGAACUCGUCGCGUCCAUCGCCUCCAUUGCCUCGGAGCACAAAGUCACCAUCUCCGUUCUCGAGGAGACCAGGAUCGGAAAGGGCCUCACGAAAGCCACCAAGGUCUUUCGGCGUCACAAGCGCACCGCCGAUGACGCGGACGCCGACGAAUGGGAGGCCUGCAUCGUGGAGACGAACAAGCUCCUCGCGAGCCUCAAGGAACAGGUCGCCCGGGAGGAAAAGGAACUGAAGGAGAACAGGCAGAAGGCCGCGAGGAAGGAAGCCACCGAGGCCGGCCUCCCGAAAACGGUGUCCGCAUACAAAUCCCGGCUGGAAUCCCAAAAGAAGGACAUGUAUAAAAAUCCCCCGGCGAUGCCUCCGUCGAGCAUCGCGAUCGAAGAAAAGUGGAUCCAGGCCCCCCCGAAACGGAACAAAACGACGGGGGAGCUCACCUUCGCCGCCGGAACCGACAAAAGCAUCUCCCAGAUACUCAAGGACUUCCACCCGAAUCUCACCCCCGAGGAAGUGCUGCGGGCCGGAUCCUUCGGGGGCACCUAUUUUCGUCCCAUCGUGUCCGCCGUCACCAACGUCCGCUACAAAUCCAAGGACGUCCUGCGCGAUUCGGUGGAACCGGAAUGGAUCGAGGGCCUGGACGCACCGACCAUGCUCACGUCCACGGCAUACCUGAACUUUGUCAACAAGUUCAAGGUCAAGUGCGGGGGGAGCCUAGGCAUGUGGGAAUCCUCCGGCUGGAUCAGCGAUGCGGAUCCGUACGGGUGGUUCCAGUGGUAUUGCCGGUUCUACCGGGGGAGGCGCUGCGCCGAUGACCAGCGGCAGAUCAGCCGGUGGCUGAAGAGCGCGGGGCCGAAGGGGAGGUUCCGUUCCCAGCUCUGCAACAAGAUCUACGCGGCGGGGGGCAUGUGCAAGCUCAACGAUGCCAAGAUCAGCCCCGUGAUCCGGCAAACCAUGCUGCACUGGGGGCUGGAUAUCACGGCGGACGUUCUGACAAAGCACGGGAAGAGGGUCGGCAAGAUACCCUAAUCGAAACAAAAAGAUACGGAACAGGGAAUGGUUUUGUAGGUUCUUCUAUCGAAAACCGAUGAAUUCAAGGAUUGUUGAGGUAAAAACUCAAACUUUUUAGCCGGUGGUGUGCAUCCACGAGGCUGUCGAGAACACUUUUUUAAGUAAUGAGUUUGUGUUUAGAAGCGAUGGAAGGAUCCUGUUAUCAUUCUCUCACGUCGGUAGGGAAAUGGUGAAGAAUAGCAAAAUGACUACAGACUUUUGUUGAAGUUCGAGGUUCCGUAGCCACAGGCAUGCUGUGACAGCAUGAAGUUUCUCUUUCUUGUGAUAGAAGGAUAACCCUUUCAUUCAUGACACAAUCACUUAGAAGAAGAUUACUGACGACACCUGCCAUUCAUACAAAGCUUAGUGCAAAUUUGUCAUCUAACAUUGAGAAAUGAAGUAGUGAUUGAGAAACAGUAACAAAAAGUUGUUUCAAAACAAUGAUGAGACUAAAUAUGAAAAACCAUC